Molecule: messenger RNA, 1677 nt
Organism: Myxozyma melibiosi
Lineage: Eukaryota; Fungi; Ascomycota; Lipomycetes; Lipomycetales; Lipomycetaceae
Exons: 2
Coding region: 1-1677 (558 amino acids)
Molecular function (GO): flavin adenine dinucleotide binding; N,N-dimethylaniline monooxygenase activity; NADP binding
Source: RefSeq, a predicted model, not a curated record
AUGACAGUCCCCGAGGUCAAAAAGAACGAACAGCAAGAGCACGCGGCGAAUUGGGUGCCUAUCAACGAGGUGCCGGUCUACACGCCGCGAAAGACGACGAUCGUGUGCGCGGGCGCGGGAUAUGGUGGGCUUAUGCUUGCGUAUAAGAUCCAGGAGGAGCUCAAGUGUGAGGAUCUGAUCGAGCUCAUUAUUCUCGAGAAGAAUGACCACGUCGGCGGAACUUGGUACGAGAAUCACUACGCGGGUGCAGCAUGCGAUGUCCCCGCGCACAUCUACACGUUCAUGUUCGAGCCCAACCCGGACUGGUCGAGUUUCUACGUGGGCUCCCGCGAGAUUCUCGAGUACAUCACGCGCACGACGAAGAAGUACAAUCUCGACAAGAACGUGCAGUUCAGCCGCAAGAUCACUAAAGUGGCCUGGGACAACGACACCGGCAAGUGGCAUGUCUCUGCGACCGACCUCACGAACUCGUCGACGGUCGGGUACGAGGCUGAUGUGUUUGUGGAUGCCUCGGGCGUUUUGAACAAGUGGGAGUUCCCCAAGAUCAAGGGCAUCAACGACUUUAAAGGCCAUCUCGUGCACUCGGUCUCAUGGGACGACGACCACUCGUACGCAGGCGAGCGCGUGGCAGUCAUCGGCAACGGCUCGUCCGCGAUCCAGAUCAUGCCGGUGAUUGCAAAGGAGGCGAGCUACGUCGCGAACCUGAUCCGCAAUCCGACGUGGGUGAGCACCGGGUACGCGGCGCAUUUGUCGCGCACGGGCAGGAACUUCAAGUACACAGAGGAGGAGAAGAGGCGGUUCCGCGAGGACCCCGCGCACUUUCUCGAGUACCGGCACCGCAUGGAGCACGAGUUCAACAAGUUCUUCUACGCGCUCUUCAACGACUCGCCCGAGCAGCAGGCCGUUCAUGAGCAGUUCACCGAGAUCAUGCGCCAGCGGCUCAACUACGACGAGGAGCUGUGCGCGCGCCUGAUCCCGGACUGGAAGGUCGGCUGCCGCAGACUGACGCCGGGCGACAACUAUCUCGAGUGCUUUGCGAGCGGCCAGGCCGAGCUGGUGACGCAGCCGAUCGACCACAUUGGCGAGCACUCGAUCGUGCUCACCGACGGGCGCGAGAUCGAGGUCGACGCGAUCAUCGCCGCGACCGGGUUCGACGUGUCGUACCUGCCCAAGUGGCAGACGUCCGGACGCAAGGGCGCGAGUCUGGAGAAGCUGUGGGCGGACGUGCCGACGGCGUACUUUAGCGUGUGCGCGCCGGAGAUGCCAAACUACUUUAUCGUGAAUGGGCCGAACUGCCCGAUCGGCCACGGGUCGUUGCUGUCGGUGAUGAAGUGGACGAUUGACUAUGCGGUCGCGUGGACGCAGAAGCUGGCGCGGGAGGACAUCAAGUCGUUUGUGCCGAGCGCGGGCGCGGUCGCGGACUACAACGAGUACACGCAGGAGUUCCUGAAGCGCACGGUGUGGACGAGCGGGUGCGUGUCGUGGUAUAAGAAGCAGGGACGGGUGACGGCGAUGUACGGCGGCAGCAUUCUGCAUUACAAGCAGAUACUGGACAACAUCCGGGGCGAGGACUUUGAGAUCGAGUACCGGUCGCCGAACCGGUUCCGGUUUAUGGGGAACGGGCUGACGAACGCGGAGGUCGAGGGAGGAGACCUGGCGACGUACAUCAACAAGUAG